CGACAAUCAAUCAACCGCCUCCAAACUUAAUGUGAAGGUUACCAAAGUUAAUCAUUGUCAGAGUGACUAGGUCCCAGUCAGUCCUGUGGCAGAGACAAUGAUCAGAAUGGUAUUUGCACACCACAUCCUACUCUGCUUCGUUCUUGUUUCCGAACAUGUACAUGGUAAGCUGUGGAAUAUGCGUGAAACGGUUCCUUUGGUGCCCCUGGCGCUUCAGACGCCACCAGAAUGCAUGCUGCAAGCUGAUUCCGGUUCCUGCAAGUCGUACGUGAAGAGGUUUUUCUUCGACAAUGCCACCGGUCUGUGCGAGCCUUUUGGAUACGGAGGAUGUGAAGGGAACGCCAACCGGUUCAUGACCAAAGAAGAAUGUCUGGGAAGAUGUUACUGCACUGAGCAAAGAUGUUACCGCCAUCCUGACUCUGGUUCCUGUACAAAGAAUUUCACAAGAUACUUUUUUAACAUCACAAGCGGGCAGUGUGAGAAGUUUCAGUAUGGUGGAUGUCAAGGCAACGGAAAUCGGUUUGUGACCUUAUCCGACUGCAGUAUGACAUGCCAGUGCUCGUCUUGUGUAGUACCAAAUGGUCAGUGUUCUGGCUACUUCUACAACAAACACACUCGCACAUGUCGCUAUACAUCCCAGAAGAGCUGCAGUGCUAGUCAGCCCAACAUGUUUGACACGAGUGCUCUGUGCACUAAUAAAUGUAACAUCUGUGACUUGCCAUCGGAAUCAGGGCCUUGUACCAGUAAUAGACAGCUAUACUACUACGACAAAACAGCACCACAGCCGGGGUGCCGCCGAUUCACGUGGGGAGGAUGUGGCGGUAAUGCCAACAUGUUUUUGACGGAAGAAAUGUGCCAGUACAAAUGCGGUGCUGCUGAUAACCCUGAGAAAGAGACAGGUCACGUUCCUGGGGUGUGAGUCCGGCUCGAAGACAUUGCCAUGCUGAAUUACACUGAAUUACAUCUCGCCACCAUUUACCAAAAUAGAACCAAGUUGAUCUAGUGUCGUCGAUGCAACAAGAUAAUGUUUUUCAUGUAAACAAUCUUUACCUUCAGCGCUUUAGACGCCCAUUGCAGUUCGUUACAUUUUCAAGACCACGUUUGUCGCAUUAAAAUGUUUCAGAUUAUA
This is a messenger RNA of Haliotis rufescens (red abalone), 1129 nucleotides long. RefSeq names its product carboxypeptidase inhibitor SmCI-like. The transcript is spliced from 4 exons. Lineage: Eukaryota; Metazoa; Mollusca; Gastropoda; Lepetellida; Haliotidae. Bases 98 to 919 code for a protein of 273 amino acids. Gene Ontology annotation, molecular function: serine-type endopeptidase inhibitor activity. The record is from RefSeq and is a predicted model, not a curated record.